This is a messenger RNA of Lolium perenne, 6439 nucleotides long. RefSeq lists its product as uncharacterized. NCBI's taxonomy places the organism in Eukaryota, Viridiplantae, Streptophyta, Magnoliopsida, Poales, Poaceae. Gene Ontology annotation, molecular function: protein binding; histone H3K36 methyltransferase activity; zinc ion binding. Gene Ontology annotation, cellular component: nucleus. The record is from RefSeq and is a predicted model, not a curated record.
GCCAACCUCCAACCGUCAAAAAAAAAAAAACUCCAAACAACCCGCACCUCUUCCACACCCUUUUUUACCUUUUCCCCCCUUUGCUGAUAUUAUACUCCUUCUCCCCUUCUUCCCCUAUCCGCCUCCGCCGUCAACAGCCCGACUCGGCGACGACCGACGACUCGCCGCCGGCUCGGCCGCCUCCUGCCUCCCCACAUCCGCCGACAGUCCACGGACCCCGCCGCCGCCGGCCCCGCCAGCCCGGAGGCAUUCGCCGCCCCGCGCCCGUCCAACAGGUUUCCUUCGCGGGCGAGGACCAGGCGUGAUCGGCCCAGUACUCCGAAGUGGGGGCGGUGCAUUGGAUGGUCUCGAUCCGCGCGGCUCCCUGCUGACCGCCUGCCUGCUGCGAUGGAGGCGGACGCCCGCGGCUCGGCGGAUCACGUCGCCACCGCCGCGCCGCCGCUCAAGACAGAUGAUGGUGCUGCGGCUAUGGCCCCCGCGCCGCCGCUCAAGGCAGAGGAUGGUGCUGCGCCUAUGGGCCCCGCGCCUCAGAUGGGCGAUGAAUUGACUUCUUACAACAACCCACACACGGAGGAAGACGAAGAGAAACCCGACCUUGCUGUCAAAUUGGAACACGCGUCUGUCGAGGCUGUUUCCGUGCCCUUCCAAGUCAAGGUUCAGAUUGCUGGGGAGAAGGGCUCUACAACGGAUGAGAUGCCUGUGAUGACCAUGGAUGAUGAGGCUGUUUCCGUGCCCUUCCAAGUCAAGGUUGAGAUUGGUGACGAGGAGGGCUCUAGAACGGAUGAGAUGCCUAUGAUGAGCAAGGAUGAUGAGGAUUUGCUGGCCGAGUCUGACGAUUUGAACACUUGCCAUGUUGCCAACGGCGGAUUGCUGGGUAAGGCGCGAAUUGCUCCCUGCAGCCAAACAUUUUCUUCCAGGGAUGUACUAUGCAUGCGUGCCACAGAGGACAGACAGACAGGAAGGAGCCAACAUGAGUGGGACGGUUUGGCGGGUAACGGAGGCGACUGGGGUGGCAUGGCAGAGGUAAUGACAACCGAAGCCGGUCUAAAGAUGGUUUCUGAGGGAUUGUCCGAUUCGGUUAAGCACGGCGCCGAGCGAUGGCCACGUGGGGUUGAUGGCGCCGUAUUUAUGACAGAUGACAGUCAUGUGCUGCGACGAGGUGAUUCAAUGCCAAAAAUUGAACCCGAGGUCUCUGGCGGGUUACAUGAAGAUUCAGUCCCUUCUGUUGCUGGGCGCAUCGGUGUUUCAUUAAAUGGCAACACGGAUCGGGCUGGUGAAACAUCGGCCCCAGGAGUGAGUCAGUGUAGCAAGGAGGCUGAUUUGGCGGGUGAGGGAGUUGUUUCGUGUGACGGAGCAUUGCUCAAGACAAGCCUAGAUGAUCUGCAGGCGCGCUGCAGGGAACCACAUUGUUAUGCUGUUGGUUUUUCAAAUUCGGUAAAGUUUGAUAUCCAGCAGCUGCCACAUCACAUGGAAGCCAUGCUUUUGAAGAAAGAUGUUAAGCGCGAACUGGAAAUGGAUGGUUUGCUGCCAAAAAUUGAAGCCAAUGUAUCUAGUCCUGCGCAUCAAGAUUCAGUUCCUACAACUUUUGGGAGGAACCUUGCUGUUUAUUUAGAUGGCGAGGAUGGUGAAAUAUCUCAACACAAAACAGGCAUGGAGAAACUGGCUUCUGGCUCACUGGGAGGAGGUAUGCUGUCAGGUGAGAAUAAAUUUUCCACGAUGGAAGGGUGUUAUGCAAAUAAUAGGGGCUUGGGCCAUCAAGGUUUUUCUGGUAUCGAAUUGGGUUGUCCAGAUCAUUUGGCACUAGAGCACAAUGCAUGUAAUUUUGUCGCUGACAAACCUUGCUCUACUGUCUUUGCUGAAAAUGGUAACGAUGAAGAAUUGGAAAAUCAAAAUUCAGAGUCAUUAAGUGUCUCCAGACGUAGGAAUCCAAGAAGAUCUGCCUCAUCAAGGAAUCCUACUCUUGAGAAACAUGAUCAAAUAUGCAAAGGAAGCAAUAGUUCACGCAAAUCUAACAAGGUCGAGAGUUCUUGCUCACUAGUUGAAAGCACCAUCAAUAAGUUCCCCAAAAAAAUCACAAAGCUGAGAAGUGGCAUCAACAGACCACUGAAAUCUACUGCCUGGGGCAGUCUUCAAAAGCUAACAUGUGGUUUUGGCCUGAACGGUGAACCUUCUACCUCUAAUUCUCAUCUGGUCACCCUUGAAAACGGAAGGUCACAUAAAAGAUCUGGGAAGAAAGAGCAACCUAGUGUUCGGAACAGUCAAAGUUCAACAUGUGCAAAAAAUAAGUCCCCUCCCUUUUCUGCUAUGGGAUUUGCAUCCGAUGAAUUGAAUGGGCAACCUACCUUUUCAGUUACAACUGGUACUUAUGCCUCCUCAGAAGGUUACAUAGGAAACUUUCCAAGAUUGGAUCUUCGUGCUUUGGUCAAUGGUUCUGGCGAUGCUCACAAAACUGCACAAUAUAUGUCUAUAAAGACUGACUUGCAGCAGUUAGACAGGUGCUUGGAGAGUGCUACUCAAGAAACAUGCCCUGCAUACAUCUGUGGAGACUUUGCUAAAUCAACAUCUGAACCUUCUCUUAAUAUUGCCAGUGUUGGAUUUUCACCUGACUCUGUUUUGGAGGUAGCUUCUGCUACAUGUGAAAACAACACUUCUGACUCUGGAAAGAACCUUGCUUCAUCAUCAACAGAUUUGGAGCAGUGGGCCCAAACUGUGAGGGGGGAUGAGAACACAAGAAAUGAAGAGAUUAAUCCGUCUCACGCCAUAUCAGGUUUUAUUGGUAAGGGGAAAGUGCAAGUCUUAGAGAAGUCCAAUGCUGUCAGGAAAAGUAAAAAAGUGGGAAAGCAGGAACGGCAGAAGAAAGAUGGAAUGAAGGGAAAGAACAUAAAAAAUAGAGGAUCCACCAAAAGUCCUUCAAAACUUGGGGCCUUCUCUGAUGAUUCAUAUUCACUUGUUCCAUCAGUUCCUCCAAAGUCUGGUUCUUGUUUUGAGCUCGCAACUUCUGUCACACAGUGUAUCAGUAUGCGUGAACAUGAGAGUGUGCAGGGUCGUCCUGUAAUUGUCUGUGCACUUGACACCGUGAAAUCACAGAGACGGAAGAAAACUGAUGAUUCUGGAGGGAAGAAGGAUACGAUGUGGGAUCCAUAUGUGGAUGGAAAAGGCAUGAAUCAAAAAAUAGCAGGUGACAUUUUGUUUGAUUCUGGAUUGUCUACUUCACCUCCUCCAUUGGUUACUGACCUGGCAGCAUCUCAUACGAAUGAACAGAACGGGGCAUCUGUAUCACAACGACCACGUGCUGCAUGGGUAUGCUGUGAUGAUUGCCAAAAGUGGCGCUGCAUACCAGCUGACUUGGCAGAUACCAUUGGGACAACAAAUAGCAGAUGGACUUGCAAGGACAACCAAGACAAGACAUUUGCUGGUUGUUCGAUACCACAAGAGAAGACAAACGCUGAGAUUAAUGCUGAGCUGGAUCUUUCAGAUGCUUCUGCUGAUGAAGCUGACAAUGAUAGAUCGAACUCAAAAGCUUCUAGAGCACCAUCCUGGACACAUGUUAGGACAAACUCAUUUCUACAUCGUAACCGCAGGAAUCAAUCCAUCGAUGAGAGCAUGGUAUGCAACUGCAAGCCUCCUCAAGAUGGCAGAAUGGGCUGCAGAGAUGGCUGUUUGAACAGGAUGCUUAAUAUUGAAUGCGAAAAACGUACAUGUCCAUGCGGGGAGCAAUGUUCUAAUCAGCAGUUUCAAAGGCGCAGCUAUGCAAAAAUUAGCUGGUUCCAUUCAGGCAAGAAAGGCUAUGGAUUGGAGUUGCAAGAAGAAGUAUCAGAAGGACGGUUCCUUAUUGAAUAUGUUGGAGAGGUGCUUGAUAUAACGGCUUAUGAACACCGCCAAAGAGAUUAUGCUUCUAAGGGCCAGAAGCAUUUCUACUUCAUGGCACUAAAUGGAGGCGAGGUAAUAGAUGCCUGCACUAAGGGGAACUUGGGCCGGUUCAUCAAUCAUAGCUGCAGUCCUAAUUGUCGUACAGAGAAGUGGAUGGUCAACGGAGAAGUUUGCAUUGGAAUUUUUGCUACGAGGAACAUCAAGAAGGGUGAAGAAUUGACGUUUGAUUACAACUAUGUCCGUGUAUCUGGUGCUGCGCCUCAAAAAUGUUUUUGCGGCACUGCCAAAUGCCGGGGUUACAUUGGUGGAGACAUAUCAGGGUCUGGUAUCAUUUCCCAAGAUGAUGCCGAAGCAGAGCAUUUUCAACCCCUGGUCACUUACAAGGAUGCUGAGGAAUUGCUAGGAAAUGCGUAUUCUCGUGUCGCAGAUCCAAGCAUUGUUGAACAUGAAACAUCCAUCCAACGAGAAGACUCAAAGGAUGCUGAGGAAAUGCUAGGAAAUGCGUAUUCUCAUGUCGCAGAUCCAAACAUUGUUGAACAUGAAACAUCCAUCAAACAAGAAGACUCAAACAACUGCCCACCUGCAACCCCAGAUUCCGAACCUCACCAACAAACUUCGCCUAUCUUAUCUGACACUAGUGAGCCAGAAAAUUCUAUGGAAGCAUGGAGCCCACAGGAUACCGAAGAAGUCACCCGUACUCCUGUGCAUGUGUCCCGAAACAUAGAGAGUUCUUUACAGUUUCCAGUAUACGUCACUCAGCCAUUAGAGUUUUUGGAGAAGACUCCCAGCCCGAUUGAUGGACUGAUGGCUCCAAAUGUGAUGAAUAGAUCAACACCUAGCUCUGAUAUGGGGGGCAGCUUAGUACCUGGUUUCCAUGCUAAGAAGGAAAACAGUCUAAAACAUCAUAGAAAUGUAAAACUACCAUGUCCUAUUGAUACUGAGCAUACUCUGGGAGUUGAAGUGAGACUGAACAGCCUGCUGGAUCGAGAUGGAGGUAUCAGCAGGCGAAAAGAUUCAACAAAUGAAUAUUUGAGGCUUCUACUUAGGACUGCAGCGGAUGGUGAAGCUGGGGGGACAUCUAAAAGUAUAAGGGAUCUUGCAUUAAUUCUUGAUGCGCUCCUACAAACAAAAUCAGGAGCUGUCCUCUUGGAUAUCAUCAACAUGAAUGGAUUGCAAAUGCUUCAUAAUAUAUUGAAGCAGAAUAGAGACCAUUUCCUUCGAAGACCUAUAAUUAGGAAGCUUCUGAAGGUAUUGGAGUUUCUAGCUUUGAGGGGAAUCCUGACAGCUGAAAAAAUUAAUGAGGGUCCUCGACUUGCUGGAAUGGAAAGCUUCAGGGACUCGAUGUUGAAGUUGACCCGGCAUAGUGACAAACAUGUUCAUCCUAUUGCUCGAAAAUUCUGUGAUAAAUGGAUCCUUCCUUAUAUGGAUGGACCUGCAAACUGUUCUACACAUUCAUAUUCUGCUAGAAGAAAGCGCAAGAGCCGUUGGGAUUAUCAACCAGAAAGCCAUUAUAAAAAAACUGUGAAAGUUUAUUCUGGACAUAGAGAAUUGGAUCUUCAGACUAGUUUGAUUGGAAAUGGGUCGCAGGGGAAUCGGGUAACAAACAGCAACCAUAACGAUGUUCCUGUUGCAGUUGAUGAUGCGCCUCCAGGGUUUGGUGCAGAUGAUGAUGUGCCUCCAGGGUUUGGUGCAGAUGUGGAUGUGCCUCCAGGGUUUGGUGCAGAUGAGGAUGUGCCACCAGGGUUUGGUGCAGAUGAGGAUGUGCCUCCAGGAUUUGGUGCAGAAGAUGAUGUGCCUCCAGGGUUUGGUGCAGAUGAUGAUGCGCCUCCAGGGUUUGAGCCUCAACAGGAACAUCAGCCUGCACAAGCUCCUUUAGACUUGGGGGGUGCUCCAGGAUUUUGCCAGGAGAGGUAUCUGCCUAACUCGAGUACUUCGUCUGAAAUUCCAGUCGCUCUUGUUCAGCACUUUGGAACUCCAGAAGUUGAAGGAACCCAGUGUGGCCUGAAAUGGAAGGUCGCACCUGGUGUGCCUUUUAAUCCUCGAGGGAGUCCUUCUCCUUCCACUUCGUCAAUGCAUAUGCCUCAUCAUGAUGGAGCACCUGCAAUGAAACAAAACAGUUCAGGAUAUCGAGGAAGAGGUGCGGACAGAGGCGGAAGAAUACAUAGGAACUGGCGGAAUGGGGAAAGAACUAGAUCUCCGUAUGAUCAGGAAGGAAGGAGAUCCCACAGCAAUCAUCAUAGAUUAGAAAGAUGUGAGCCACCAAGGCAUCAGGAGCAUCAUGGUUCAGGGUUUACCGGCAGAGAAUGACCCAGUCCUGGCUUUGAACCUCAGUUAGUUCUAUGCAUGGUAACUCUUGUUCACAAGUAUAACAGAAACUGUGUUAGCUUUUUAUUCUAUUUAACAGGAGAAGUUCAUUUUAUUACUUGAAGAUAUGCUACAAAUAGGUCAUUACCAUUGCAGUUUUAUUACUAAUUUAUUUGCUCCUUAGAUUCUCCAAUGUGUAAUCUUAUAGGAACAAUUGAUUUGAUUCAUAUCUUACAGUCUAAAAUGGCUAAUUUUUCAUUGUCAA